Misgurnus anguillicaudatus (oriental weatherfish) is the source of this 7615-nucleotide messenger RNA. RefSeq names its product gap junction protein delta 1b (gene gjd1b). Lineage: Eukaryota; Metazoa; Chordata; Actinopteri; Cypriniformes; Cobitidae. Gene Ontology annotation, cellular component: connexin complex. Gene Ontology annotation, biological process: cell-cell signaling. Gene Ontology annotation, molecular function: gap junction channel activity. The record is from RefSeq and is a predicted model, not a curated record.
AAAACGAGAGUGUGACAAGACGUAAGCUCAUAGUGACAGCCGGGUCAGGAGAAGGCAGAGCGAGAGCUGGGAAAGAGAAAGCAGAGAGGGGGAGAUAAUGCAGGCUGAGAUGAUGGAGGAGAGUCAGGGCUGCAGGGGCUGCUGUCUGCUUACCUAGGCUAGAAAGAAACGUAAGGAAGCAACAGUGUGGAAAUCAGGUAGAAAGUGUGCAGAUCUGUCCAGAUGUGUGUGUGCGUGAUGUGCAACUGGCGGUGCUCGGUUAAAUCAGUUUAUGGAGAGCGUUUGUGUGAGUGAGUGAGGCUGUGCAACCAGUAUUGCCUAGAAAACGUGCCUGGUGGAUUACGAGAGAUCAAGAGGACGACCGUUGUGUUUGUGUAUGUAUGUCAGUGUGUGUGUGUUUAAUGGUAAGCAAAAGGGCUAGGUGCUAUUUGUCAGGGUAUGUUUUUUAGAAAACCGUGCAGCCAGACAACUGUGCCAUAAACGGGGAGAGAUAGUCCAGGUAGUUGAAGCAUCUGAGGAUACCAGGGCAUUUGGGGACAAGCACUCCUGCCUAGAAUCUGCCCUCUGAAUUUCAGACCAAAGGAGGUAAAGAACACAACCUAUACAGACAGUAAAAGAGGUGAGGAGGAACCAUGGGUUCACGUGAACUCUUGAGCCAUCAGCGGAGAUAUUUGUAGGACCAGAGCAUCUUUGUUUCUUCUGAUUUCUUCCAAAGCCACGGAAACUGUAUAGUUUCUGCUAAGGUUUACGUGAAGGAUUGGUGAGCAACCAAGACGGUGUCCAGUGACCCGUGAAUGCAUUCAGCAUUCAAUCAUGGGAGAGUGGACCAUACUAGAGCGCCUCCUGGAGGCCGCUGUGCAGCAGCACUCCACGAUGAUAGGAAGGAUUCUACUGACGGUGGUGGUUAUAUUUCGUAUCCUCAUCGUGGCCAUCGUAGGCGAGACGGUGUACGAAGAUGAGCAGACCAUGUUCAUCUGCAACACCCUCCAACCAGGAUGCAACCAGGCCUGCUAUGACAAAGCCUUUCCUAUUUCCCACAUCCGAUACUGGGUCUUCCAGAUCAUUCUCGUUUGCACGCCCAGUCUGUGCUUCAUAACCUAUUCAGUGCACCAGUCGGCCAAACAGCGCGACCGACGCUACUCCUUCCUCUACCCGAUAAUGGAGAAGGAGUACAGUCGCGAAGGUGCCCGCAAACUGCGCAACAUCAACGGGAUCCUGGUGCAGCACCCUGACAGCGGCGGCGGAAAGGACGAACCCGACUGCUUGGAAGUGAAGGAGAUCCCGAACGCACCAAGAGGUCUCCUCCACGGCAAGAGCUCCAAGGUGCGGCGUCAAGAGGGCAUCUCUCGUUUCUACAUAAUCCAGGUCGUGUUUCGCAACGCACUCGAGAUAGGCUUCUUGGCAGGCCAGUACUUUCUCUACGGCUUCAGCGUUCCCGGCAUCUUCGAGUGCGACCGCUAUCCUUGCCUGAAGGAGGUGGAGUGCUACGUGUCGCGUCCUACCGAGAAGACGGUCUUCCUGGUGUUCAUGUUCGCUGUGAGCGGCAUUUGCGUUGUGUUGAACCUUGCCGAGCUCAACCACCUGGGCUGGAGGAAAAUCAAGGCCGCCAUUCGAGGCGUGCAGGCCCGCAGGAAGUCCAUCUGUGAGAUCCGCAAAAAGGACAUGGCUCACCUGUCACAGCCGCCAAACCUGGGCCGGACCCAGUCCAGCGAGUCUGCCUACGUCUGAUCUCCCUUUAUCUAAAUAAAGUGUUACAGGAGGGGAGUGGAGGCUGUUAGAGUACCAUGUUUUUGUUGGAAGGGGAGUACCCUCACAUAGCCACGCCUCUUUCCAACAAACCACUCCCCAAUUUAUGCCAUACGACAGUGUUCGAGGAAGUUUGCAAGUUGGAUGGGUGCAGAAUCACGUAGAGACGGGAUUUUUUUGAUUCUGAUCUGGAAAUAGUCAAACUGGACACAAUGAAUAGUAGAAGGGUGAGGAGCAGAGAUGGGAGGUGAUAGAUGCCACUUAAUGCACAAACGUUUAUGGAAGUGACCGAAUCUGGGGGGAUGUUAAAGAUGGGUACUGUAGUUAGCAGGAGAUCACUUACUAUCACAAAGAUCUCUUACUAUCCUAAACCUUGCUGAAUGGGUGCCAGGUUACUGUUUAGGUUUGCUCUGUUGGCCAUCAAUCGGCCUAAAACAAACAGAGGGGAUAAACAUUUUAACAGCAAUGGCACCUUCACGUUGACACAAACAUUAGCAUCUUUUUCCGAAUUGUUAUCAUAGACGCUUGAACGAUCACAAAAGACUGUUACCUCCACACAACGCGUGCCCUUCCACAAAGUCCUCUACUGUUUAGUGUUGAGCAUCCCUCUCUCAUGUGGUGCAUGAAUGUGGGUUUAUAUGUGAGUUUGACUAUAUUUCCUUGUUGUUCAUUUAACGAUUACUCUUUUUUUUUGCAAAGGUUGGUGCCAUUACUGUUUUGUUUCAGAUUAUUGUAUAUAAUUUAAAACAUAAUUCAAAGAUUUUGGGAAAUAGAGCCAACUCUGCUGAAAAUACCUGCUGGUCCAUGCAGAUCCUGGCUAGUUGUUGGUUUAAUAUUGGUCUAGCAAAUGACAAAAGCUUCUUUUAGUGAAGCUUUGUUGACUAAAAAAACUCUUUUGGUUAAGAUACUAUAAUGUUAUCAUGAGCAAGCCAGCAUCCUAUAAAGUGUAGAUCAGGAAGUGUAGAUCUGUUGAGCAGAGAAAGAGUUACAGUGAUUUAUCUUUUAUUCAGAUUAAUCCAGAGGUUUCUAUCAGAAGACUUUUAUUAUGAAAAGGGUAUCUAUUAAGGCAUGUUUACAAAGAUCUACCUGUUGAAUGAAUGAAACGUGAUGUUCAGUGUAUGUUUGUACGAAACCGAAUCAUUUACGAUGAUUUUCUUAGCUUUUUCUUCUCGUCACGUGUUUAUCGGCAUGCCUUCGUGAUACAACAGUAGAAAAAUAUAUACCUACAGUACGUGUUGCACUUUGUGAGAUGGGGAGAGUGGACAGAAGAAGAGACUCACUCUGGAGGAACAUUGGUGGUUUAAUAAGAUCCAUUAUGAGUCGGUGUAGCUGUGUGCCUUUGUUUAAACAGUAGUGUGAGUUGUAGCAUCUCCUACAAAUGCACACAGAAAGAGUUGUUCGUACAGACAACAAGUACCUGUGCCCUGACAGCAUUCUGCACAUGUGUGCAUUAAACAGUGUAGACAGUGCUUACGCUGACAUACUGCAGAAACACAAACCACUGUCAGACAGAAGAUACGGAGAUACAGAGAGACCUGACGUGAGAAGGAAAAUUCAGAGGUCCUUUAUCAGCAGCACAAUGUUUCCUGGCUUAGGCACGUCUUGUACACAAAGACUUUCGCAGGACAGCGGGUGUUUGCAUUUGCUUUCACAUAAACUGUAGUUUAGUAGCAUUUAUAAAUCAGAAGUGAAGUGGGUGUGAAGACAGAUGCUGUCGUUCAUAACUAAAUUAAAAUGGCUGGCCAUUAUUAAAGAUGGAAAUAGGUCAGGUUUGAGAUGCCUGUGUAAAUGAACUGUUAAACCACAAGAAAGCACCCCAUUUAAAUACAUAUAUAUUUUUAGAAAAAUCAUCUGGAAAGUCAUAAAUUAUUUCCACCUUAACGAAAAUUACAGCCACAAAACCACAAUGUAUCUCCUUUAUCUACAGUAAAAGCCUUUUUACAAUUUAGAGAUUUUACACAGUCAUGUACAAAGACAGCAACAAAAUUAUAGCACUUUGAAAUUCCCAGUGCUGUUAUGCUGAUAUAGGAAAAAAGCCAGUUUAACCAGUAAAACCAUAUAACCUCUGUGUAAAGUCAUUUACAUGCAGAUGCUUUUCAAGUGCAGUUCAGAGAUGAUUGAUGGAUGCUUUCCCUCGUGAGCUCUUCUUCUUGUGCUUGCAUUAAUCCACUCUCCUCUGUCUAUUUUUUAUCAAAUCUAUAUCAAAGUUUGAAUAGUAGAAAAAAAAGAACAAUAUGGAACUUUAUGCAAAGCUUUUUUUCUUCUUUUAUAUUUAUUACCGUUUGUGUAUUUUGUGUGUUACUCUUUCAUACUGUGCUGUAAUAUGAGGGUAAAUGGGUAUUUAAAGAGUAAAAUUAGGGUAUUUUAAUCGUAAUCGCCUGGGAGGCCAAAAAUUGAGGCUUUUAUCGCCAAAGUACUGUAAUAUGCAACUUGAUAACUGGGGUUUAGUGAAUGAGCUGUGAAAUGAUGGUAAAUGCAUGGAUUUUUAGAAAAGCAUGUUUGUUGCUUUAUUAUGAUUUUAUAUUUUAUUAUGAAACAGACAGGGACAGGGACAAGUAAGUAAAUGGUUUUUUUUUAUUGUAAGACUGGGUAAUGUAGCAAACCUUUAGCCUUUAAUGGCCAAAACUAUAUUAAUACAAAUGUAGGCAAACUGCAAUGCAACAGGUAGCACAAAUAGCCUAUUUGACACGACAGAUGACUUUAUGCACGUUACAGGCAAAUUAUCCCUAUCACUGCCAGAUGAAUUUUUUUUUUUUUUAGAAAAUAACUUUCUUAUAAAAUGUGUCUUUUUAAAUAUAUCAUAAUUGGUUUUUAGGUAAACAAACCUGUGUGUAUAAUUGACAAUAUGAUGUUCAUCUACUGCCACUGAUCAAUGUCUCAGACAUGAGAUGAUGAUAUUUACUGCUGAUAUUGUAAAAAGUCAUAAUGUCAAUUAAUCACCCAAAUGCAUGAGCAAAAACGGUCUCAGGUGACGUUGUUUUUAAGAUGACUUUUUAGUGUUUCUAUUCUGUGAAAAAGCCAUUUCAAGGUUUGCCCACAUUUUCUAAACUCUAAUAGACAAAUUGUUAGUGAAAUGAUGCUCGUGUUUCGUGGAAUUCAGGAUAUAUACACAAGAGAAAAUCAAAACAAAAAUCUGUCUCAGCGUUGCCAAAAGGACACCAAACAUGAUAACUACUCAAUACCAGGUGAAGUUUGUGUCCUGUUAGCUCAAAAACAAAAUCAUCGUAAUCUCAUGCUAAUCCCUUUUGAAUGCUAGUCACAUGUCCUAGAAUGCUCUCUGACUGUCCGCCAAAAAAAAAUCACUGCGUUCACAAUCGCAGGAGUCCGUGUGCCAAGCACACACCAACGUUUUCCUUCAAAGCCCUGGCCUGUGACCAAUCCUUGUCUUUUAAGUCGUUUGCUUCAGAGACACAAUUAUAUUCCCAAACUGUGCAAAGGAGCCAUCCUCUAAUCUAGGGCCAGAUUUAGCUUUUCAAAUCCUAAUCUUCACCUUCAUACAGGGAAAACCAAAACUGGUCUGGGAUCAGAGUAAAGGGAUCACCAAUUACAGCUCCACGUGUGCCGCCAAGGGAGUUUGACACUCGCCGCAUAAGCCGUACUAAUCUCUCAGGAAUAAGACGAGUCGCCGCUUCUAAUCACUCCCAGCUGCUUAGACGGCCGUAUAAACACUCGAUUAGCAUUUGGCAAAGGCAAAAGGGCAGGCGAGCCAUCCCUCGUACCUGCACCAUCAAAGGACAAAUAACAUCAACACAUGCAGCUAUAACUCAGGAUCUGUGCAAAGGCAACAAUCCUAAAAAGCAACGUUAUACACACAGAGAGAGAGAGAGAGGGAGAGAGAGCAGAAAUCAGAGUACAUUCUGUUAACCAGACCAUUUUUCAGUUCAUUACACUGUGUGAUACCUACAUGAUUAUAUACAGGAAUACGGGAAUGACAUUAUUUUCAGUAAAAAUUGGCUAGUGAAGUGGUUUGUUGUACCAAAAUUAACAUUAGUAACCAAGACUCGCAAAUAGGCAUAACAUAUUUGACUUGAGGUUAUCUUGCAUGUACUGUACGUUUGUUUAAAGUUACACCAAUAUUUUUUAUUACACAGUUAAUUAGCAGCAGGAUGGACAUUAUAUAAUAAUACAACAUUGAUUUAUAUUACUAUCAAUCUGUAAUCUGUACAAUCUGCAAGUCACUUUUUCUCUGGAUGUACCAUCAUAGUCUAUUUAGCUACUGUAUAAGGUAACAUGACUUUGUGCACUGUAAAAAAUUCUGUAGAAAUUACAGUGUCACUUGCAGCUGGUUGCCGGUAACUUACCGUAGAUUUAAAUGUAUGUUAUUUACUGGCAAGAGUUUGUUCAAAGUUAAAUUAAUUUCAAAUAUUAACAAGUCUUUGUCUUUACAGAAUAAAACUAUAAAAUAACAGCCUCAUGCAAAGCAUUCUGGGAACCAGAAAUCAUCGUCAACCUUUUUGACUUUGUUUCCCAGAAUGUUUUGCUUGAUGCUGUUAUUUUAGUUUUACUCUGUAAAGAAAAUAAAAACUUGUAUAUGUUUAAUGUUCAUUUAACUUUGAACAAAAUGUUGCAAGUAAAUAACAUACAUUUAAAUCUAUGGUAAAUUACCGGCAACCAGCAGGUAACACUGUAAUUUCUACAGAAUUUUUUACAGUGUAUUUUACAUUCCGUCUUUACGCUAUUCGUAUGUUUUAGCUACGGCAUAUUAUGACUGUUCUCCAAUGCCAUUUCUACUACAGUCAGUAGUUUUAGUUACUGUGGUGAGUCACAUUGUAGCAUCUGUUAGCUUAUUUAAAUUAAAUAUUGAUGGGUUACAUUUCUUGAUUGAAAUAAUUGUGACCGCACAAUGUUGCGAUUGACCAAUCAGAGUAAUGUAGUUCAAAAGCCAUGUAAAAUGGGUAUUAUUCUUUGGGUGAGCUCCAACAUUGCCAAGCAUUUAUAUGCUGUUUUUUAAAAGAAAUAGUUCAGAUAUGUAUUAAAAACUGUGAAGAUUAUAAAUCAGAAUAAUAUCAGCUUAAAGGAUAAAAGCCUCAUUUGAUAUCAGUAACAACUGCUAUUUUUAGUGCAAGUUCAAAUAUUUCUAUCAAAUACUAUUGUCAAUACAAUUUCCUGAAUUAUUUAAAAGAAUUAUUGUUAAUAUGAACACAAAUGUUAACCUUUUUGAAAAUUAGGGCUAUUAAUACAAGAUUUAAUCUUUUCCAGAGUUAUUUGGAAGAUAUGGAAGAGGGGCAAAAUGCCUUUUAUACAUAUAGAUGUCAGACAUUCUGUAUCUUUAAUGAAACUAUCACUACCACACAUGUGGUUCAGGGUAACAGCAUUACCUGCGGUCGAAUGCGGCAGUCACGUCCUUUAGAGAUUAUGCAAUCUGCAACCCUUUAAUCCACCAUAAUAUCAACAGUCUGAAUACUUUAUCUAAUUAAAAUGUGCUUGAUUGUGUGCACUGAUUAGGAUUUAUAUAUUUUUUCUUUUUUAAUGAGAUUUUCUUUAAUAUGUUUUUCUUUUUGUGUGAAAAUGAUGCACUAAAGUCAAUGCACAAAUGCGUUCAAACUAAGGGUGAAAAAUUUUACACUUAUUUAAUAUCAAAGGGUGCUGCUAAAAUGGGCCAUGGGUGUGUAGACUUUACUGACACUUGUAUAAAAAUGGUCAAAUCUACUACCAUUUAUCUUAGCCCUGUUGUGAUCUCUUUUGCUGAAUUCAUCCCAAAAUGAACAAUUCUUACUUGUUUCUAAUGUCCAGAACAAACUCUCCUGUUUGGGAAACAGAUUUCUAUUUUGUAUCCAGUUCAUCUUAUUUAAAGGUUUUGCUUUCUUCAUGUUUCUGACUUGUGGACUGUGUAUGAUGACUGAAUUAAACACUUUGAAUGAAUUUAUAA